This is a messenger RNA of Gossypium raimondii (Peruvian cotton), 1914 nucleotides long. RefSeq names its product protein PHR1-LIKE 1. The record is from RefSeq and is a predicted model, not a curated record. The coding region runs from base 361 to 1707 and encodes 448 amino acids. Gene Ontology annotation, molecular function: DNA binding; DNA-binding transcription factor activity. The transcript has 9 exons. NCBI's taxonomy places the organism in Eukaryota, Viridiplantae, Streptophyta, Magnoliopsida, Malvales, Malvaceae.
GAAAACAAAACCAGAGCCACCACGUGUGUUAAUCAAAAAAGAAUAUUUCAUUCCUAUGCUGCUCUUCCCUUUCCUUGUUUUGGUAAUUCGAUUUUUUUGGGUCUCCAAGACAUCUGCCCUUUCUAUCCAAUCAUCGACUUCCCACUGAUUCAUUCACCCUUGAUUUCACACCGUUUCCAAGAUUCAUCCAUGAAUAGAGACGGUCAUACUUGUCAAUAGUGACUAGAAUUGUAUUGAAAAAUGGACGGGAACCAAACCCAAGUGAAGUGAAAUUACCGUGAUGCUCGCAAUGUGCUUUUUCCCGGUUGUUGAUAUUUAGAUAUAAAACAGCUGAGAAUCAGGAACUUAGGUCUUGCUGCUAUGCCUUCAUCUUUUCUGGCUCUUACUUCUUUUAAAGACAAGUAUUCUACUUCGCCGAGUUCUUUUCAGGUUUCCUCAGGAAGGGAAGUGAUGGAGAAUUCUGCAUCGCUUCAAGAAUCUUCCUUAGCUCCCAGCAAUGGUACCCUUGGGAAUUCGUCUUUGUCCCCUUCCAUAGUCACCGACCAUAUGUGUGCCUCAGCUCUACCACAUGUUCAAUAUUCUCACAAUCCCGCAUUCAUUUCCCAGUCAUCAAGGGAUUUAGCAUCUUUGCCACCACUAGGUGCUUCUUUUUCACAGUCCACAGCUUCACUUAUUCACACACAAGGAAAUAAGGAUGUUUCUUGGAGUUUAGACCGGCUUCAAAUGUUUCUCGAUUUGCCUGAAAAUACUCCAGCUCCAAAUCAACUGGUGGAAAGCAGCACCGGUGUCUUGGCAUCUGAGGAUCACAACAAGAAAACUAAUUGGCAGGAAUGGGCGGAUGAUUUGAUCAAUGUUGUGGAUCCAGACUGGAGUAAGAUUCUUGAUAAUACCAAUGUCUUAAACCCCAGAGUGGAGGUGCCAAAACCUUCUGGAGAUAUCUCAAAGCAACAGCCUCAGUUUCAUCAGAAUCAACUUGUGCCACAUGGAGAAUUUUCUAGCCAUGCUUACCCAUCAUCCACUGCUCCUCCUACAAAGCCUCGUAUGCGUUGGACACCUGAGCUUCAUGAGGCCUUUUUGGAAGCUGUUAAUCAGCUGGGUGGCAGCGAACGAGCUACUCCGAAAGGCAUCUUAAAACUUAUGAAUGUUGAAGGCCUAACAAUCUAUCAUGUUAAAAGUCAUCUGCAGAAAUAUAGAACGGCCAGAUACAUGCCAGAAACAUCAGAAGGAACAUCAGAGAAAAGAAUCACUUCAAUCGAGGAAAUGAAAUCGAUAGACUUGAAGACGAGUAUAGGAAUUACUGAAGCACUGCGAUUGCAGGUGGAAGUUCAGAAGCAGCUCCAUGAACAACUUGAGAUUCAGAGAAAUUUGCAGCUACGAAUCGAAGAACAAGGGAGGUAUCUGCAAAUGAUGUUUGAGAAACAAAAAAAGGUGGAGGAUGAAAAAGGUGGGGUUCCCUCUUCUGCCUCGGAUGACCUUCUUGCACCAUUACCAGGCUCAAAGCAUCCACCUUGCAACAACGGUAAAUCAGAUUCAGAAGCUUUAGAGCAAGAUCACUCAAGAACCGGGAUUGGUCCAGGAAAUGCUGGCACUAACGAGGACAAAAGCUCCUCAGGUGUAAGCACGAAGCAGAAGAUGCUGGAAACAGAAUCGACUGUCCAUGAUGAGUCCGGUUUCUCAGUCUCAAAACGUGCAAGAACAGAGAAAUAGCAGGAUUCUUAGACUUUUUAACAUCUGAUAAAUAAUCUUUUGUAGACAACAUAUCUCUGCUCCUGGAGAUGAUGUUGUUAAUACAGAUAAAUAUGCUGAUAGAAACCAGUUGUUGAAACAUUACAUCAUACAUCCAUCUUUAUGUGUAUUUCUCUAACAUUUGACCACAUGCAAUAUAUUCUUUCAUUUUGAAAGAAUUGUAAGCUA